AUGGAAGUGGACCGAAUCGGUGUACCUUUAUCGUACGCCGUGUCGAAGUUAUCGCUUCCUCCGUCGCGGUGGACUGAUAACGAUGAAGAGUGCGACAUCUCUGACCUGCAUGGUGACAUAUGUGGGCUAUAUCUGAGCACAUCGGUGGUGUUUUGUUGCCCGUCUUCGCCGUCGUCGGUUACCAUAGGAUCGAAGCUUUUCCAGCAGCACAAGGUGAGCUUCAUCCUCAAAUGCCUGAUUCAUACAGCUACGUAUACAUGCGCGGUAUAA
Molecule: messenger RNA, 270 nt
Organism: Babesia bigemina
Lineage: Eukaryota; Apicomplexa; Aconoidasida; Piroplasmida; Babesiidae
Exons: 2
Coding region: 1-270 (89 amino acids)
Source: RefSeq, a predicted model, not a curated record